UCAUACACCCUACACUAUCCACCUGUGGAUGGUUCUUUACUUUUCCCUGAAAUCAUUGCGUUCAAUGCUGAACACAAUUCCAACGUACCUUUCUUUGUCUUCCCAGAAGAUGGGUCAGCCAACGGAGUCGUGUCCAUCUCGCACCUAGAAUUCUAUAGGGCCUGUCAUCGUGUUGCGCAUGCACUUCGUCCUAACCGCGCAGGCCCUGACGGUGAAAUCAUCGCUAUUAUUGCCAUGACUGACACCAUCCAGUACUUUGCCCUUCUGGUUGGUGUGAUAAUUGCAGGCUACAUUCCUUUUCCGAUGUCUCCACGAAAUUCUGCAGCUGCCGUCUCCAACUUGUUACUAAAGACUUCGUGUCAUCGUUUGAUAACUACUCAGCACUCCCUCCAGCCCCUCUUGGAUGGCAUCAAAUCGGAGCUGGGAUCCUUUAACUUCUCUUUUCAAGAUGUUCCAUGCCUGGCGCAUAUAUACCCAAAGCUUGGAUUAGAAACAAUUGAUGAUCCUUUUGAACCAUUCCCUGCGCGACCAAGUCGUCCUUCUGCCAGCGAAGUGAUGAUGUAUCUUCAUUCUUCCGGGAGUACUGGCUUCCCGAAAGCUAUUCCCCAGACACACCAGACAGUCAUCCAUUGGUGUGCUGCA
This is a messenger RNA of Serpula lacrymans var. lacrymans S7.9, 642 nucleotides long. RefSeq names its product amp-CoA ligase (gene acl2). Gene Ontology annotation, molecular function: medium-chain fatty acid-CoA ligase activity. The record is from RefSeq and is a predicted model, not a curated record. The transcript has 2 exons. Gene Ontology annotation, biological process: fatty acid metabolic process. The annotation marks the transcript as partial. NCBI's taxonomy places the organism in Eukaryota, Fungi, Basidiomycota, Agaricomycetes, Boletales, Serpulaceae.